Protomyces lactucae-debilis is the source of this 873-nucleotide messenger RNA. RefSeq lists its product as uncharacterized. The record is from RefSeq and is a predicted model, not a curated record. The coding region runs from base 1 to 873 and encodes 290 amino acids. Gene Ontology annotation, molecular function: oxidoreductase activity; FAD binding. Lineage: Eukaryota; Fungi; Ascomycota; Taphrinomycetes; Taphrinales; Protomycetaceae. The transcript has a single exon.
AUGACACGGCAGGAUAUCUCUAAAGGCUUUGAAGCGCACGAAAACAGUUUCGGCGUUGCCAAGAAUGGCCUGUUCAACAACGAGUCCUUCAUCCCGGUUACGUUCGUGAAACGCGAAGAGCUCAACAAGGAUGUGCGAAAGUACACAUUCAAGCAUCAUCAGCAGAAAGGCGUGCAUGUCCACACUGGCCAGCACUUUCUCUGUGGCUUCAUGAUGACUGAUGGCAUCACGGCACGGCCAUAUGCUAUGACGCGUCCAAUCGGCGAGGACAAGGAAGAUGGCACAUUCGACAUGAUUGUCAAGACUUACUUUCCUGAUGACAAGCAGCCUGGAGGCCUUUUUGGAAAUGUGCUCGAUAUGCUGGAUGCCGAGCGAGAAGACACGCUUCUCAUCAUGGGCAGCUAUGGCCCAAUCCGCUAUCAGGGAAACGGCACGUUUCUAGUUGAUCAAGAAGAAGACGGCCACGAACAAACAAUCAAUGCGAAACGCGUCAACUUUAUCAGUGGCGGCACUGGUAUGACGCCAGUUUGGGCAACCAUCAAAAAGAUGCUCGAAUGUGACAAUACCCAGAUCCCCAUACGGUUCCUUGAUGCCAACACGAAUGUGGAUGAGAUUCUGUUACAUGAUGAGAUUGACGCUCUUGCCAAGGUGCAUGGCGAUGCUUUCCAAAUAACACACACGCUUGAAGACGCAGACAGCAGCUGGACUGGCGAGCGAGGUUUGGCCGACAAGCAAAAGAUUGACAAGUAUUUGUUUCCCGCCGACCACGAUACAAUCACAUUUGUCUGUGGCCCACCGCCAAUGAUCAAAGCUGCUGGAGAAGCCCUGAACGAGCUUGGCUUUGAGACUGGCAAGAACUUUUUCCACUUUUAA